CGGUAAACAAUUCGCUCGGUUCUCUGUCUAUAUAAGACUCAUCAAUGACUGACAUCCACAAAUUGAAUGAAACGUGGCAGUGAAUGUGCUUAAAUUUUAAGGAGUUGCAAGGGUAUUUUGUGUGUGAGAAAGAAAAACUGCAGACAAAGUUUUCUUAUUCUAAAGUACGUUGAACAAGUUUUUAAAAAUGAAAAUGAUGAAUAUUGCUGUUAUCGGUGCAGGAACAGCUGGUCUGUGUGCAGCUAAAACGGCGCUUCAAUCUGGUUGCGGAGUAACCGUUUUCGAACGAGCCAAACAAGUUGGCGGCACAUGGGUGUAUGACGAUAAAGUGGGCAAAGAUGAAUAUGGUCUUGAUGUGCAUACCUCGAUGUAUCAAGGCUUACACACGAAUUUACCAAAAGAGUUGAUGGGAUAUCCAGAUUUUCCAAUUCCGGAUCAAAAGAAAUCAUACAUACCACAAAAGGAUAUGCUCACGUUUUUGGAAUUGUAUGCGCAAAAAUUUAAUGUGUACGAACACAUUAAAUUUGAACAUUACGUGGUUCGUGUACGACCGUAUGGUGAUGACGAUCAAUGGGAAAUAAUCGUGCGUGACCUUCCAAAUAACACAUACGAUACGUAUAUAUUUGAUGCGAUUAUUGUAUGUAAUGGCCAUUAUCAUACGCCAGUUGUGCCAAAAUAUCCCGGUAAAGAGAUCUAUAAGGGUCAGCAAAUCCAUUCACAUGACUUUCGAUGUUCCAUUCCAUUCAAAGAUCAAGAUGUUCUUGUGAUUGGAGCUGGACCAUCCGGCAUGGACUUGGCAAAUGAAAUGUCAAAAGUUGCAAAGCGUGUAACGCUCAGUCAUCAUCAGAAUCCGGAACCAAAGACUGUAUUUCGAUCAAAUGUUGAUAUGAGACCGGACGUGGAACGGCUUACAGAAAAUGGUGUUGUAUUUGUUGAUGGCACCGAACAAAACUAUUCGGUUUUAAUGUAUUGCACCGGAUACAAAUAUACAUUCCCCUUUUUGAGCAUCGAUUGUGGUAUUUCCGUUGAUGAUAACUACGUGCAACCACUUUACAAGCACUGUAUCAACAUCAAUCACCCAACGAUGGCACUAAUCGGUGUCCCGUUUUACGUUUGCGCUUCGCAAAUGUUUGAUUUGCAGGUUCGAUUUGUGAUGAAAUUCUUUUCGAGACAAAAAAAAUUGCCAUCCAAAGAGGAAAUGUUAAAAGACACAAACGAUGAAAUGGAAGAGCGCUUUUCCACGAUGGGAUUGAAAAAACGUCAAGCACACAUGAUGGGACCAGUUCAAAACAAUUAUUACGAUGAUUUGUCAAGCACGGCAGGCAUUGAAAAUCUAAGACCAGUCAUUACUAAAAUGCACAAUGAUAGUUCCGAACGAUUUUUGGACGAUUUGACGAGUUUCCGCAAAGAUGUCUAUCGAAUCAUUGAUGACGAUACUUUUAUCAAAAUCAAAGGUUAAAUUCCGACACGCUGUAUCUAUUUACAUUUUCAUAAAAUGACAUUUUAACCUUAGUACAAGA
Molecule: messenger RNA, 1520 nt
Organism: Contarinia nasturtii (swede midge)
Lineage: Eukaryota; Metazoa; Arthropoda; Insecta; Diptera; Cecidomyiidae
Gene: Fmo-1
Product: flavin-containing monooxygenase FMO GS-OX-like 4
Exons: 7
Coding region: 188-1459 (423 amino acids)
Molecular function (GO): flavin adenine dinucleotide binding; NADP binding; N,N-dimethylaniline monooxygenase activity
Source: RefSeq, a predicted model, not a curated record